CUAUUAUUGAAACCCGCCGCUAUCUCGAGAUAGUUUCUUCUAGACCUUCUUCUCUGUGAUUUCAUACUAGUGGCUCUCUCGCACCUUGUUAUCAGUUCGACCCUUACAGUUUCACGAUCGAUCUCAGCCAAAUCCAGAGAUGGCGGAUGACAAUAAAAGAGGGAAAUUUGUCCCACAUAUUCCAUUUGAUUUGAUAUUUGAGAUCUUGACCUGGGUGUCCAUUGAGCACUUACUCAGAUUCCAAUGUGUUUGCAAGGACUGGUAUGCCUUGAUUCGAAACCCCAAGUUCAUAGAAAGGCAGUUUGAACGAGCUAGUAGCUUUCAGAAAAUUAGUGAUCUUGUAAAAGAGGAAAUCGAUGGCAUACUACAGCCUAUUAAUGUCAACCAAAAAUACAAGAAGUUUGUGAGUUGUUUUGGCUUGUUUUUAGAGAUGAGUCUUACUGAUAGUCGAUCAUGCCGCAUCAGAAACCCGGUAACCCGCCAAGUAGUCUAUUUGCCUCUUGCACACAAGGGUGCGAACCAAUAUGACUUUGCUCUCAAUAAAGUCACUGGUGAGUGUAAAGUGGUAUGUUACUAUCACAAUGGUAAUUGUGAAGCAGGGUUUCAAGUCAUAACUGUUGGAGAUGAGCAGUGGAGGCCAAUGAGACAUCCAAACCAAGAGUUGUUAGAACAAGGCAUACUUUUUGCCGAUCAUGGAGCGUAUAUUGGAGCAAACAAUGGGAUUGGACAUUUUGCUGACUUGAUUGAAGAUGGAGAAGGUUACCGACUAGAAGUGCACACUUUGGAGAAGUGGAAGGAAUGCAUCAUAAGUACUUGCCGUGUGCCACAAGAAGCUUUCGAAGACUUGUCUGAAGUUCUGUUUUGCCAAUGGGAUGGGCGUGUUGCUGUUGCGAAGAUUGGAGAUGAAGAUAUCAGUGUUUUGAGGUUGGAGGAUUACAUGGAGAAUAGGUGGACCGAAAGAAAGAUUGUGGUUCAGUUGGAAAUUUUGAAGGACGAGCCGGAUUUGGAUGAGGAGAUCAUUAAGUUGCGUGCUUGUUCUAAUGAACUCACCAUAGAUGCCGCUGGUUCAAGAAUUUACUAUGAUAUGACAAGGCAGGUGGUUUUAGCCGAAUAUGACAUGGAAAGCACAAAUGAAGAUGAAGCAUUCACUUGGCUUAGGCCAAGCCUUAUGGCUCUCAAGGGAAUGAAACGAGAAGAGUAAUUGUAAGGUAAGGCGAGAGAAAUGGAAGGGCUAGCUGAUGUGCAUAUGUAUAACAGACACUUGUUAUAUGAAUGCCUAGGCCUGAGGUAAGUUUCUGUAUUUCAGGCAUAAGACUAUUGUGUUAAUUUCAUGCCCAGUUAUGCAUGCAUGAUGCAUAUAUUGGUGCUUUGCAUUUGAGACGUUAC
This is a messenger RNA of Rosa chinensis, 1386 nucleotides long. Its product is annotated as F-box/kelch-repeat protein At4g19930-like. The transcript is spliced from 2 exons. Bases 140 to 1201 code for a protein of 353 amino acids. The record is from RefSeq and is a predicted model, not a curated record. NCBI's taxonomy places the organism in Eukaryota, Viridiplantae, Streptophyta, Magnoliopsida, Rosales, Rosaceae. Gene Ontology annotation, molecular function: protein binding.